CAUAAUCACUGGACAGCCAGGAGACCACAGCCAGGCUCUCAGCUCCACAAUCUCAAGACAGCCAGGAGACCACAGCCUGAUAAUCACUAGACAGCCAAUGAGACCACAGUCUGGCUUUCAGCACCCCAAUCCCUGGACAGCAAAGACUCUCAGCAUUACAAUCAGUGGAUAGCCAAGGAGACCAUUGCCUGGCUUUCAGCACCCCAAUCUCUGGACAGGAAAGACACUCAGCAUUACAAUCAGUGGAUAGCCAAGGAGACCAUAGGCUUUCAGCACCACCAACUGUGAACACACUGGAUAUCAGUACCACAACCUCUGGACAGCAAAGACACUCAGCAUUACAAUCAGUGGAUAGCCAAGGAGACCACUGCCUGGCUUUCAGCACCCCAAUCUCUGGACAGCAAAGACUCUCAACAUUACAAUCAGUGGAUAGACAAGGAGACCACAGGCUUUCAGCACCACCACCUGUGGACACACUGGAUAUCAGUACCACAACCUCUGGACAGCAAAGACUCUCAGUACCACAACCUCUGGACAGCAAAGACUCUCAGUACCACAAUCAGCCAAGGAUAGUCUGCUCAGGUCUACGGGCUCUCUCAACCAUCUGCUUCCACAAAUCAAACAGUGUCUGUAUCAGCCAGAAGUUCUCACACAAGGCUUCCUACUAGCAGCAAUCAGCAGAUAACUGUACCAGCCAGAAGUCACCUGUCAGCAGCCAUCAACUUGUGUUUGUACCAGCCCAAGGUUCCAUGUCAGCAGUAAUCAAUCUACGUCUGUACCAUCCCAUGGUUUCCUACUAGCAGCAAUCAACAAGUGACUGUACCAGCCAGGAGUUUCCUAUCAGCAGCAUUCAGACAGUGUCUGUACCAGACAGAGGUUUCAAAUAAGCAGCAAACAGUCCGGAGUUUAUACCAGCCAGAGCUUCCCUAUCAGCAUCUGAUUCCAGUCUGUGCUCAGUGACAGAGCAGUUUAAGUCUGAGCUCUCACAGCAAAACCGACUCAGUUAUUGGAGAAGUAGCUCUCCCAGCAGGACUGCCAAUAAAUUAUUAUUGGAGAAGGAGCUCUCCCAGCAGGACUGCCACUCAAUUAUUGGUGAAGGAGCUCUCCCAGCAGGACUGCCACUCAGUUAUUGGAGAAGGAGCUCUCCCAGCAGGACUAACACUCAGUUAUUGGAGAAGGAGCUCUCCCAGCAGGACUGCCACUCAGUUAUUGGAGAAGUAGCUCUCCCAGCAGGACUGCCACUCAGUUAUUGGAGAAGGAGUUCUCCCAGCAAGACUGACACUCAAUUAUUAGAGAAGGAGCUCUCCCAGCAGGACUGCUACUCAGUUAUUGAAGAAGGAGCUCUCCCAGCAAGACUGACACUCAAUUAUUAGAGAAGGAGCUCUCCCAGCAGGACUGCCACUCGGUUAUUGGAGAAGGAGCUCUCCCAGCAAGACUGACACUCAAUUAUUGGAGAAGAAGCUCUCCCAGCAGAUAGAAGGAGCUUUGUGUAUUUGUAGCAGACAGGUAUUGGAGCUCUGUGAGUAUUUGGAGCUGAGGCUACAGACAGACACCCUCCAUGUCCCCCUGACCUCUGGGAUCAACACUCCCGAUUUGCUGACAAUGAAUAGCUCAGGUCUUCUGGGCUCACAGCCCCCUGAGGUGGGUACAGAGACCACCCUGGUGCUGCCCCUCAUCCUGGCCACCAUUUGCCUGCUGGGCUUCACGGGGAACCUGCUGCUUAUUGCCACUCUCCUACAUGACGUCCGCAGCGGUAAGUGCUCGCUGGCCAAUCUCCUGGUGAUCCAUGUGGGGGUCACUGACCUGCUGCUGCUGGCCCUGUGCCUGCCUGUGCUACUCGUAUCUCAAGCCCGCCAGUCGUGGGUGCUUGGACACUUUGCCUGCAGGACUUCAGACUGGUUCGUACAUAGUUGCCACAUAGUCAAGAGCCUGACCCUGGCUGCCAUCAGCCAUGCCCGGUACCGCCAUGUGCUGUCCCCACCACGUCUGCAGCCUGUCAGUGGGGGACGGGCCGGGGGCCUGCUGCUUCUAUCCUGGUCCCUAGCCCUCCUACUCCCACUGCCACAGCUGCUCUUCUCCCGGUUGGAAGAAGAGGGGGGGCGGCUGCGGUGCGAGCUGGACGUCCCGGCCAGGGCAGAACCGUUCAUGGCGGUGUUCUCUAAACUGUACCCACUGCUGGUCUAUGUGCUGCCUGCUGCCUUCACCAUGGGCUGUUACAUCCGGGCCCUGCAGCGGAGGCAGGAGCGCAGGAAGAGGCUGUGUGGUCAGCGUGCUGGGAGCCGGAGAACCACUGCCAUGCUGCUGGCUGUCGCCCUGGCCUUCCAUGCGCUGUGGCUGCCACAGUGGUUGGUGUGGCUGUGGGCCCGACAUGGUUCAGCUCAACCCCCAGCCUCCAUGCUGGUUCUGGCCCAGGUUCUGCUGUUUGCAGACUGUGCCUUGCCCCCAGGCCUCUUCCUGGCCGUGUCCCCCGACUUCAGAGACAGCUGCUGGAAUGCCUUGCCCCUGGCACGCUGCCGGCCCCCACAUGACAACAGCUCAGAUAUGGCCACCAUACAAUCUCUGCAUGACUUGCCAUCCACCCGCUUGGCCCCCAGGGGCCCCCAGGACACCAGGGAUGGCAAAUUCCUCCCAGAUGUGGAGCAUUUCUGGCAGGAUCGCAGGAACACCACAGCUGGGGAAGACAAUGACCCCAUGCCAUGGGAGCAUCAGACACAGCCAUGACAGGGCUGGCCAAGAAAACCCCCAGGGGGCCAUGUGAGUGU
Pelobates fuscus (common spadefoot toad) is the source of this 2762-nucleotide messenger RNA. Its product is annotated as G-protein coupled receptor 151-like. Lineage: Eukaryota; Metazoa; Chordata; Amphibia; Anura; Pelobatidae. Gene Ontology annotation, cellular component: plasma membrane. Gene Ontology annotation, biological process: neuropeptide signaling pathway. Gene Ontology annotation, molecular function: G protein-coupled peptide receptor activity. The record is from RefSeq and is a predicted model, not a curated record. The coding region runs from base 1603 to 2721 and encodes 372 amino acids. The transcript has 2 exons.